Messenger RNA from Aspergillus thermomutatus, 777 nucleotides. RefSeq names its product rhamnogalacturonan acetylesterase superfamily protein. The transcript is spliced from 4 exons. Gene Ontology annotation, molecular function: hydrolase activity. The coding region runs from base 1 to 777 and encodes 258 amino acids. The record is from RefSeq and is a predicted model, not a curated record. Lineage: Eukaryota; Fungi; Ascomycota; Eurotiomycetes; Eurotiales; Aspergillaceae.
AUGAGCAAUGCGGCACCCACUAUCCGUCCCCAGCGCCAGAUCCUCCUCUGUUCCGAUAGUACGACGAUGCCAUAUGGGACGAGUAGUCUAAUCCAAGGAUGGGGCUACUACGUGCACAACUUCUUCGCCCUCAACAUCACCAACCUCGCCCGCGGCGGUCGCAGCACUCGCUCCUUCAUCAACGAAGGGCUAUGGGCGUCUUUACUGGAGCGCAUUGUUCCCGGCGAAGGUACAUUUGUCCUCAUCGAGAUGGGACACAACGACAACGGCGAUCCGACUACCGACGUGAAAAAUCGAGCCACGCUACCCGGCAUCGGCCCCGAGAGUGUCGUUGUGGCUAGCAAUGCCACAGGUGGCACAACAGAAACAGUGUACACAUUUGGCCAUUACCUCCGGAAAAUGAUCCAUGACGUGCGCGAGGCUGGCGGUGUUCCAUUGCUGAGCGGGAUGGUCCCGGUCAUGUCCUGGACGGGCGAUGUCCUUCGACAUGACUGGCCUUUUGCAGAUUAUGCGCGUGAGGUGGCCGAGGAAGAAGGGGUCGAAUAUAUCGAUCAUACGAAAUAUGCUGUGAAUCGCUGGCAGGCUUUCGGGUCGGUCAAUGCCACUAUGCCUUACUACCCACUGAACGACUAUACGCAUACAAGCUGGCCAGGAGCUGAAAUCAAUACGGAAGCUCUCGUGACAGCGGUCCAGUGCGGCCACUUCCACAGGAAGAAGAAGUCGCAAUUGGCCCCCUAUCUGAAUAGAAAUGCAAGCAAGAUUGACUAUCCUUGCUAA